Nestor notabilis (Kea) is the source of this 504-nucleotide messenger RNA. RefSeq names its product CD247 molecule (gene CD247). Gene Ontology annotation, biological process: cell surface receptor signaling pathway. The record is from RefSeq and is a predicted model, not a curated record. The transcript has 8 exons. Gene Ontology annotation, molecular function: transmembrane signaling receptor activity. Gene Ontology annotation, cellular component: membrane. NCBI's taxonomy places the organism in Eukaryota, Metazoa, Chordata, Aves, Psittaciformes, Psittacidae. The coding region runs from base 1 to 504 and encodes 167 amino acids.
AUGAAGUGGAGGAGGAUUGUGAUCCUUGCCAUCCUGCAGGCGCAGCUCCCAGACGCAGAUGCUGUACAAGUUCUCGGGCUCACAGACCCAAGACUCUGCUACUUACUGGAUGGAUUCCUCUUCAUUUACGCAGUUGUCAUAACAGCCCUGUUUGUGAAGGCAAAGCUGAGCCAGGCCUCUGAACACCAGCUGCCACCAGGCCAGGAUGAUGUGUAUAAUAAACUGUCUCGCGGGCACAGAGAUGAAUAUGAUGUUCUGGGGGCAAAGCGAGGUGCAGACCCUGAGCUGGGCGGGAGACACCAGCAGAGAAGAAAGAACCCUCAGGACACUGUCUACACCUCACUGCAGAAGGACAAGAUGGGUGAGGCAUACAGUGAAAUUGGAAUGAAGGGUGAGCAGCAGAGACGGCGAGGCAAAGGGAAUGACGGCGUCUACCAGGGACUCAGUACAGCAACCAAGGACACCUACGAUGCUCUGCAGAUGCAGCCUUUGCCCCGCCGCUAA